This is a messenger RNA of Saxophila tyrrhenica, 1968 nucleotides long. RefSeq lists its product as uncharacterized. Gene Ontology annotation, cellular component: mitotic spindle pole body; nucleus; cytoplasm. Gene Ontology annotation, biological process: chromosome segregation; protein phosphorylation. Bases 1 to 1968 code for a protein of 655 amino acids. The transcript is spliced from 3 exons. Lineage: Eukaryota; Fungi; Ascomycota; Dothideomycetes; Mycosphaerellales; Extremaceae. Gene Ontology annotation, molecular function: protein serine/threonine kinase activity; ATP binding. The record is from RefSeq and is a predicted model, not a curated record.
AUGGCACCGAAAACUAGGGCAGUAUUCGUCCAACACCAAAGAACCAUUCGACCGAACGCAACGAAUGCGGAGAUCUAUGGGGAGUGGAACGCCAAAACCCUUGAUCAGAGAGCGCAAUGGGUGGACAAGUUCAACGAAGCCGUCGAAGCUAAGGCAGAAGCCAUCGCUGGCACGAACGGCCGCGUCCCACGGGUCUUCGCGUUGCUCACAAGACAUGCUGAUAGAGCCUGGUUCGAUCGCGGCGACAAAUACUUUUUGUUCUUUGAUCAAGUGAGCGAACUCGCGGCUGAUCUCCAGCCUACCAUCGGACCUUUCCAGCAUGCACAGCGCCUGUGGGAAGAACUGCAUGCAGCAGAGGAGACGCACGCUGGAAGGAGCCAGGAGAGUCUAGAUUACAAUCUGGAGCAGGUUCGCGAAAUGUAUCGCCAGUAUUCCAUCUUCGACGGGUACCACGAUAGCGUCGUGGCGGUUGGCCAAACUCCUCCCGUUGGCGCUGACUCUCAGGGACGCCGCCGUCAGCCUUUCGAGUGGGCUGCACCGAACCGACUUGCGCGCAGGAAAUACCUGGCACACGGGAGAGAUGUGGAGAGUAACACGCUCGGACUUCCUGGCCAAUGGGUGCAUAUGGAGAGCAUAGAUGGCGGAAUGUCCAGCGGUGGUGUAUGGGUAAGAUACGAUGGCAACAAUCAGAUCGCCGACCGAGUAUACAGGAAGACUGCCUUCUCCGACGACCAGGAUUGGCGCGACCCUUCGCGCUUCCAGGGUCCCAUCAAUGACCCCAACCAAAAGAUACCCAACGAGCUGGCAUGCCAUCAUGCCUUGCAUGGACGACCUGGCAUCGUAAGACUAAAAGAAGCUCAGUACGACCCGGCGCUGGUCGACAAUGUCACGCAGAGCUAUCGCGUCUACACGGAGUGGUGCGAAAACGGCACCUUUGAAGCUGUCGUGAAUGCACACCAGGACCAAGACAUUCCUAUUCCCGAGCCGUUCAUUUGGUCCGUCGCUGAGUCUCUGUGCCGCGCCGGCAUCUCCAUGCGCGGCGAAGGCGAUGAGGAGAUCGUUCACAGGGAUAUGACACCCGGGAACUGCUUCCUCCGCAGCCCCCAUCCCCAUGACGUCUAUCCCGACUACCCCCAGGCAGUACUGGGGGACUUCGGACUGGCCUUUGGAACCUUCCUGGACGAUCCCAACAACCUCCGAUGGUACAAGUGGUGCGGCACGAUGGGAUUUCUCGCCCCAGAGCAGCGAUACUUUGUCUAUCAGACGACUUGGGAUUACAUGGAUGAAAGCGUCCUCGGCGAGAUGACCAACGUCUACGGCUUUGGUCUGAUCCUCUGGUGUCUCAUCAUGCGCGACGGACUCCCGCACGAACCCUUGUAUCUCCACCCCGCCAAGCUGGACCGGACGCUGCUUAGUCUUCGGAAUGAGGCUGGGAAUAAUUUGGGGAGGACGUACAGUAAGACGCUGAAGAAAUUGGUCGGAAGGUGUCUUGCAUAUGAUCCCUCAAAACGGCCGGCUUUUGCCAAUAUCUUGAACGCCAUUCGGAAACGCACGGGCGGAUACGGGGAAGAUAGUGAUGAUGAUGACGAUGAUGACGACGACAACGAAUACCCAGACCUAUCUGAGGGGAUGCGCAACGGGAGCGCAAAGGGUUUGCGUAGGUCCGUGAACCUGCCUCGUUUGGCUGGACCGCGUUAUCCGGUGGGAAUGGUGGCACCGCAGGUGGAGGAGGAGGGUGAACAAAAAGGUGGGGAGGAGGGGGAAGAGGAGGGUGGAGAAGAAGAAGAAGAUGAAGAGGAAGAAGUAGUUGAAGAGGAAGAAGAAGUUGAUGAGGAGGAAGAAGUUAAUGAGGAGGAGGAAGUUGAUGAGGAGGAAGAAGUUGAGGAAGACGAAGAGGAGGGUGAGGAAGAAGGUGAAGAGAAACAAGAAGAGGAGCUAGAAGAUGAGGAUGAGAUGUCAGACGUUUGA